Paramecium tetraurelia is the source of this 885-nucleotide messenger RNA. RefSeq lists its product as uncharacterized. Gene Ontology annotation, molecular function: protein tyrosine phosphatase activity. The transcript has 3 exons. Gene Ontology annotation, biological process: protein dephosphorylation. Lineage: Eukaryota; Ciliophora; Oligohymenophorea; Peniculida; Parameciidae. The record is from RefSeq and is a predicted model, not a curated record.
AUGUAAUUCGAAAGAGCAUAACCAAUUGAAGAAUUCGUUAAGACAGUUCAGAAAAGGAAUUAUGAAUACGAAUUUUAAUACCUUAGACAAAACACCGAAACUGCAUAACAUGAAAAGUAUCUAGUUAAGGAUGUCCAAGUUUAAAAACUAAAUAGAUACUCAAAUAUUUUGCCAUUUUCUCAUUCGAUUGUAAAACCAGAAGUCUAAUCACCAAAUAAAUUGAUUAUGUCUAAAGAUAAAUUUUACAUCAAUGCAAAUUACAUACGGGGAAUUAAUAAUGUUGAAAAGCAAUACAUAGCAACUUAGGGCCCAAUUCCAGAGUCCAUAAUUGAUUUUUGGCAUAUGGUUUGGACCAACAAUGUUUAGGUAGUGAUCAUGUUGUGUAAUUUCUUUGAUAAAGGGAGAGUCCAAUGUGAAAAGUAUUGGCCAAAAACAGGUUAGAAGGCAUAAUUUGGUCCUUAUGAGGUGCAAUCGAUUUCUUAAGAGGAGAUUCUGAAGUCUAUCUUUUAACAUAAAAUCAUCAUCAAAACUUAGGUGGAAUACAGAGAGAUCAUUCAUUAUCAAUGGACUAAUUGGAAUGAUUUUGGUGUUGUAGGCAAUGAUGAAUUAAGAAUUCUUGAUAUGCUUGCUGAUAUCUCAAAUAAGGCUGGUAUGUAAAAUAAGAGACCAGUGAUCCAUUGCAGUGCUGGAGUUGGAAGAACAGGGACAUUUUUAGCCAUAUGCCAUAUAAAAUAGUUAUUAAUAAAUAAUAAAGCAAAAAUAUCUAUAUUUAGCAUUGUUAGAAGAUUGAGAGAGUAGAGAGCCUUAAUGAUCUAGACACCCGAGUAAUAUCAGAUGCUCUAUAGAUAUACCCUGUGGUUGAUACAAAAUUUGAAAUAUAUUUGA